AGAAAGUCUACGUUCUUGGGCUUACUCUUCCGACGCCAGAACUCGAGGCGAAAACCGCAGAUGGCGAACUCAAAGUUUAUGAAUGUCAGGCAUCGACAGCGCACCCUGGUGUAUACACCAUUGCUUCGAAGGAACUCGAUGACGGUCGUUGUUGGGUUGAAAAUGCCGAAUGCAUUGCCAAAACCCUCAGCGAUGACACUAGAGAAAAAUCGGGGAUGCCGAAGAUCUUGACUAGCGAGAACCUUUUUGGUUCCUCUGCUCCAGACAUUUCAGCUGGAAAACACGGAGUUCGAGAACUCUUGAGGAUCGCCAAAUUCCCUAUGAAGUUCAGAGACGACCACCUUCAGAGUUUAAUAGCAGGACUCAAACAGCACAAGAAGAGCCACCUAACACCCCAGACAUUAGAUAUAGCGACAACCUUUGCGCCUAUCGUGGCUCAUAUAUCGAUCGCAGGUCUCAUGACAGCGUACUACCAUCAUGGCGGAGCUGAUAGGGUUUGGUAUAUCGUUCGGCCUUCCCACAAGAGGCUCUUUGAAACGCACUUCAAGGAGCUCUUUGCUGAUAGAAUUGGGCGAUACACAUGUUCCCAGUUUGUCAGCCAUGUGUCGCUGUGGCUCGAUCUCCAUGUUUCGCAACUUGGACCUUUGGGAAUUCGCUGUGCAGAAGUUCACCAAGGCCCUGGACAAGUGCUCUUCGUUCUUCCAGACUCCUAUGUAUGGGGAUACAGCCGGGGUUACAACAUCGUCGAACGCAGACUGCUUGCUCCUCCAGGUUGGACUUCUACUCCUGAGCACUACAAACCUUGUUUUGAUGGGGAGAUUCUCUGUCGUGGUGAUCCGUGUAGAAACAAAUAUGUCAAAGCAGGCAAUGCUCCUGAACCGGAAGUGAAGGGCCAAGUUGAUGACGGCAGCAUAUGAACCGAUGGCAUUCAAGAGAGUUUGGGCAACGAACUUAAGAAUGGCUCGAACCUGAAAGAAACGCAUGAGGUGGCUGAUGUCAAAGAGGGUUUGGAGGGGUCGGCUUUUGAGUCUGGCUUGAUGAUCGACGCCGUAUCCAAGUCAGACGA
This is a messenger RNA of Mollisia scopiformis, 1066 nucleotides long. RefSeq lists its product as uncharacterized. The coding region runs from base 216 to 917 and encodes 233 amino acids. Gene Ontology annotation, cellular component: nucleus. The record is from RefSeq and is a predicted model, not a curated record. NCBI's taxonomy places the organism in Eukaryota, Fungi, Ascomycota, Leotiomycetes, Helotiales, Mollisiaceae. Gene Ontology annotation, biological process: chromatin remodeling. The transcript is spliced from 3 exons. Gene Ontology annotation, molecular function: histone H3K36 demethylase activity; histone H3K9 demethylase activity.